CCAGAAACAUCCAUAGGACAGGAAUUGCACGAAGCACGCAUGCCUGCCUGGGAGUGGGAGUAGCCACAGAAUCUGAUCACAUCUAAUCGCCUUCUUUCUCACUCUCCCCACUUCAUCGAUAUCGCUUGCUCUGCUCUGCUCUUCUUCCCACUUUCCCAACCUCGAUUGAGAUGGGAUGCAAGAUUUUCUAGAAAACAGGAAUCUAUUAUCAGCUGCACUGCACUUCUUCUCCAUCGCCAUUUUCUUCCCAAACUAACUUCGUCUUGGUGGUGGGGUGGCCUUCUUCCUCUCCUCUCUGUCUUCGCCUUCUUCUUUCUCGUCCAUGGAAAUCCUCACUAAAGAUACGUAGAAAGGGAAACCACACACUCCAAAGUAGGGGCAAGUUCAACAGCAUACUAAAUAGGCUAGAUUUGGGUGUUCUACAAUUCUACCUCAACCAAACCCACCCACCCCGAGAUUAUCUGCGGCUUCAGAAUGCAAGUCCUGGCUUUUCAGAGGCCUCAGGUUUUAGGGACGUCGGAAAAGGGCGCCAUGACUAACACUUCCCCAGUUUCUGCUUUGAUUUCUUCUCUGCCCUUCUCUCCUCUCUCGCCCAGAAGAGUUUUUGCACCAUUUUCGUCUUCGCGAUGCAAGAAAACAUCCAUGUUGAGUAUGCACAGAAGAAAAAUCAAAGCAAAUGCGUCUAACAUUGGCACAGGAUCUGGUGGGUAUGAUGAAAGACAUGAAAAUGAGAGUCAGAGUUUCUCUCUCAAUGAACAGCACAGUGAUGCUUCUUUAAAAAGUGACUCUGAGCGAUCUCCUAAUCGAAUUCCUUAUCCUUUCUCUAUAGUUCUUGUGCUGGGUGCAUGUGCUUUGACAUGUUUAUUGGUAAUCAUCAUCAAAGGGCCUUCAUCACUCUUGCCUGCACUUGCAAAAUCGGGGUUCACUGCUGCAUUCUCUUUGAUAUUUGUUUCUGAAAUCGGAGACAAGACUUUCUUCAUUGCUGCGCUCUUGGCAAUGCAAUACGAUAAACUGCUGGUACUUUUGGGAUCAAUGGCUGCCCUAUCUCUCAUGACAGUCCUUUCUGUUGUAAUUGGUCUAAUAUUUCAUUCUGUCCCUUCUCAAUUUCAAACAACUUUGCCUAUUGGAGAAUAUGCAGCUGUUACCCUUCUCAUGUUCUUUGGUCUUAAAUCAAUAAAAGAUGCAUGGGACCUUCCAUCAACAGCUGCUAAAGGCGGCUCUAUGACCAACCGUGAAUCUGAUGAAUUUGCUGAAGCUGAGGAACUUGUAAAGGAAAAGGUGUCUAAACGGCUUUCAAAUCCGCUCGAAGUUAUUUGGAAGUCAUUCAGCCUCGUAUUUUUUGCUGAAUGGGGAGACCGAUCAAUGCUGGCAACAAUAGCUCUUGGAGCCGCACAGUCGGCAUGGGGAGUGGCGAGUGGAGCCAUUGUGGGUCACCUGCUUGCUACAUCCAUUGCAAUACUAGGGGGCGCAUUGCUCGCCAACUACAUAUCUGAAAAACUGGUUGGAUACAUUGGUGGAGGUUUAUUCCUAGUUUUUGCCAUCGCCACAUUUUUCGGAGUGUUCUAGCCAGCUGUAGCAUUCGGCCAUAUAAUUUUUCGGUGAAACCAAACUUUGGAGUGGAGGAGCUAUUGAAUAUGAUAAAGUGAUAGAAUUCUUGUUGUAACCUGAAUUUCUCGAUUCUUUAUUUUUAGACCUAAAUUUAUUUAUGCGGAUGAAUUAAAUGGUGCGUUUAGGGUGACCUGAGCUGAUAUGAUCCUGAUGUAUUUAUUGCUCAAAAAGCAUUGAUUUUAUUUGUAAAGACACUUCUGUAAGAUACUUUAAUUGGUGUUGCACUCCAUCCAAUCCAAUCGUGUAAGUUAUGUUAA
Andrographis paniculata is the source of this 1865-nucleotide messenger RNA. RefSeq names its product protein PAM71-homolog, chloroplastic. NCBI's taxonomy places the organism in Eukaryota, Viridiplantae, Streptophyta, Magnoliopsida, Lamiales, Acanthaceae. Gene Ontology annotation, cellular component: Golgi apparatus; chloroplast. Gene Ontology annotation, biological process: Golgi calcium ion homeostasis; calcium ion transmembrane transport; manganese ion transmembrane transport. The transcript has 10 exons. The record is from RefSeq and is a predicted model, not a curated record. The coding region runs from base 475 to 1566 and encodes 363 amino acids. Gene Ontology annotation, molecular function: calcium ion transmembrane transporter activity; manganese ion transmembrane transporter activity.